Molecule: messenger RNA, 1473 nt
Organism: Pocillopora meandrina
Lineage: Eukaryota; Metazoa; Cnidaria; Anthozoa; Scleractinia; Pocilloporidae
Source: the annotation of a GenBank genome assembly
AUCUUAUUUUCCUAUCCAAUCCCAAAAUAUUCGGUUAAAAGGUUGGAUUCUGUGGCGGCGAUGAUUUUCAACGAAAGUAACACGACCUAUUACAACAUACCAUCCACUGUUUCCCCAGGUGAAUCAGGAACUGCGGCUGAAAACCAGUUUUUUAAAUGGUCACGCAUUGCAGCCUACAGCGUUAUUUGUGUUACUGGAGUUCUAGGUAAUCUAUUGGUUAUUCUCGCUAGUCGUAAACCAGGCAUGACCACAGUGAGCAACGUUCUCAUUGCAAAUCUUGGAUUGGCAGACCUCACAGUCUCUCUCAUCAACAUGCCCACUGUAGUUACAUACAGUCAUCUGGUGUACUGGCCAUUCGGUGCUGCCCUCUGCAAGCUUGUUCCGUUCCUGCAAGGCUUAACUUUAUCUGCCUCAGUGGGUACGUUGGUUGCCAUCGCCGCUGAGCGAUACUGGCAUAUAGUUUUAUACACAAGAAGAAAGCUCACCGUCCGUGAGGCUCACAAAGCCAUAGUGCUCAUUUGGGUGUCCGCCAUUUUUAUUCCUGUCCCGCUGUUGGUGUUUAGCAAGACCAUAAGGUGGAAUGAAGGAGGCAGAGAGAUCUGCAUCGAAGAAUGGCCAAAUCUGAAAACCAGGCAAGCUUACACAACUCUGGUGUUCUUGCUGCUGUAUUUUCUUCCCUUAUUGUUCAUCUGUGGGCUUUACGUUCGGAUCGGUCGCUUCUUGAAAACCCUGCCGACAACCCAAAGUGGUGUGUAGCCUUUCAUUUUAAUCCGCUCUAAUGAUUGAUCUAACCUGAAAGGCAUACUUUUCUAGGUUCUAUAGACUUUCUGUUUUCUUCCACUAUAAAGUUAUAACAUCUCAGAACUUUUUUGUCUUUUUUAUGUAAACUCGCUUAAACAUGAUGUGAAUACUAAGCAUCUUUAAUCACACCUUGGUGCAUUAAUCGGGUACUGCAUUAGGAGCAUUGAAACAUAAUUAGUCGGAGAAUUAGUUAAGACUUGGCCUCGAUCCAAGUUCGCACAAAUCUUUUGUUUUUCUUUGUACGUAAAGACAAAACCUACUAAAGUCUGUCUGAUUAGCAUACAAGCACGUAAACUCUUGUUUUUUCUUUCUUUUGGUAACUUAUCUUGUAAUCAUAUCCUUUCAGUUAACAACCGAAAUCAGAGGAAGGUGAUCAAGAUGUUGGUUACUGUGGUGCUUUUGUUUGGUCUCUGUUGGUUACCAUACCACAUCGUCUAUAUGUAUGCCGAAUUCAGUCUGUCCCAGCUCACGCCACCUUUCAUCUCGUUCAUCCUAUUUGCUCAGUGGCUGAUGUUCACCAACAGCGCUUGUAAUCCAAUUGUCUACGCAGCCCUGAAUAAUAACUUUAGGGGCGCUUUCUUGUCGAUAUUGUUUUUUUCAAGUCGCAAACAACCGCGAAGGCGCAGGCGAACUGCCUCAACUUCUGUUCAGGUUGUACAGAGUUCCCAGUGA